GCAGUUGCAGUGCAGUUUGGUGCGCUUCACACGCAGGACAAGCGGCGGAUCAACGAAGAAAAAGAGCAAGUUAAAAAAUUAUUAACGGACCAAUUAAGUAAGUUAGUUACUUGUAAUACAACGAUACAUCUCGCUGUAAACUUUAUAAACGCCGACCAAACGGGCGCAUCCAAAGUUCACUCGUUGACCUUGUGCCGCAAACGAUAACGAAGCACUCUCGUUGCUUCCGCCUUGCAAUUCCAUUCGUUGAUUGCUCAAAUUUCAAGCAAUUUCAACGACAGACAAAUCAUUCUGUAAAUCUGUGCCGAGUUGGCCUCGCCCGCAUUUGACGCAAAGUACGCGCGAAUACUUAUGCACGGUUUACCUGUGUUUUCAAUUUUUCAACGACGCGUGAACGGAGGAUGUCACGCGGAAUUUAUAAAUUUUGAAAACCGUGAAAAUUUGGCGAACUGGUUUGAAUCGACCAACGCAUUUUGCAAAUGAAAGUGCGCGUGCACAUUUCCCGAAAUUGGCGACAUUUGUCUGUGCGCGAAAUCACCUGUUCUUGCUGCUACCAAGGAAAGGAAAAAGCGUCAAAGAGAUUCAAAAUUACUCGAAAAGCAUCGCAUUUUGUCUGCACACGAUUAUCUGGGAAACUAUUUAUUAAAAAUAAUAUCUGAAAUGAAAUUUGUCCUAUUUCGCAAGAAAGACAUCUUGUGCUUAGUGUGAAUUUGUUUCAAACAUGAAGACAAUUUCGAGAGUGUACGAUUGUUCGCUACAAAAAUCUGAGUGAUAAAUCAGUGGAUCGCAAGAAGAGGAACUGCCAAAACUACAGCACAAUUUUACAAUCAAACAAAAUUGAAGUUAUGAUCGAUGCUAAUGAAGUGAAGAACAACGCAAAGUCGGAUGUUUUAUGGCAGAAAAUUCACUCUGAUCAAAAUGAAUAUCUGUAUAUUUAUGGGUUUGAGAAGAGUUUAUUGAAAACUAUUAUAACAUAUGUAUUGUACAUAUUAUCUAUUGGAUGGAUCAGAUUAUUAUUUCAUUGGUAUCCUCGACUGCAUUUGUAUGCAACUCAUCGAAAAUGUACUUUAAAUCGUGCAACAAAAAUACUUGUAAUAGAUGACUAUCAAGGAGAAUACAAAUCAUACUUUGUACGAGAUGUUAAAAAAAUUUCUACUAAAGAUCUAAGUGCGCAAAGUUUUGCGGCCACUAUUAUUGAUCAAGAUCUUGUAGAGAAAAUCAAGGACAAGAAAUUGAAAAUCAAUUUGGAAAACGGCACAUGUUGUGAAAUUUAUGAAUAUAAAGCUUUCUGGUGCAAAAAGAAAUGUUAUAUCUGGGACGCUACAAAACAUGCAUUUUCGAGACUCGUAGGACUUGAUAAUGGUACAUUGUGUUCCAAUUUUCAUCUCUCAUGUAGUAAUGGUCUGUCCAAGGAAGAGCAAUUGCUUAGGCGCAUUGUAUACGGAAAUAAUGACAUCGUUAUAGAACUUCAGAGUAUCGGUGUAUUAUUAUUGUUGGAAGUUUUAAAUCCAUUUUAUAUUUUUCAAGUAUUUACCGUGGCUCUAUGGCUUGCAGAAGGUUAUUAUUAUUACACUAUUGCGAUAAUAUUAAUGUCACUAUUUGGCAUAACAAGCACAAUAAUUCAAACACGAAAGAAUCAAUUGAAUUUACGGGGUACUAUUGCAUCUUCAGAGAAUGUGCAUGUACGCGUACUUCGAAAUACUGGCAUUUUUGAGAAUAUUUCUAGCAAGGAAUUAGUGCCCGGUGAUGUCAUAGAAUUACCAAAGCAUCAAGCGACUCUCAUAUGCGACGCAGUCUUAUUAACGGGACAAUGCAUACUAAACGAAUCCAUGCUAACAGGCGAGUCUGUACCAGUAAGAAAAACAUCAUUACCAUCUCGUCACGUAUUAUACGAUGCUAAAGAGUUUACGCAUCAUACAUUAUACAGUGGUACCACUAUAAUACAAACUAAAUAUCACGGAGAUCGACCAGCUCUGGCAAGAGUGAUCAGAACUGGUUUUCUAACUAACAGAGGUGGUUUAAUCGCCGCUAUAUUAUAUCCACCUCCAGCAGAUUUCAAAUUUGAUAAAGAUUCGUAUAAAUUUAUUGGCAUUUUGGCAUUCAUUGCAAUAUUGGCUGUUAUAUACACCGUAAUAACCAAGGUUUCGAGAGGAAUUAUAGCUAGCGAUGUAACGAUAAAAGCGUUAGAUAUUAUCACGAUAGUCAUACCACCGGCAUUACCAGCCGCGAUGACUGUAGGAAAGCUGUAUGCUCAAGCUAGAUUGAAACAUGAGCGAAUCUAUUGCAUUAAUAAUAAAGUCAUAAAUGUUUCUGGCAGUGUAAAUUGCGCAUGUUUUGAUAAGACAGGAACAUUAACCGAGGAUGGAUUGGAUAUGUGGGGUGUUGUACCAUGUACAAACGGUGUCCUCGGUGAGGCCGAAACGAAUAUAUCCAAACUCAAAGAUCAUCCUCUUUUCAAAGGGAUGCUAGUUUGUCAUAGCUUAACACUUAUCGAUGGAGAACUUUGCGGAGAUCCUUUGGAUAUAAAGAUGUUCGAAAGUACUAAAUGGAUAUUAAAAGAAUCGGAUUGCAUAGACGUAAAUAAAUACAACGCUAUAGCACCAGUGAUUGUAAAGUUGCCGGAGAGUAAUUUUACAGAAAAUAUAAAUGAAGAGAUCUCGGAAAUUGGUAUAAUACAACAAUAUCAAUUCUUGAGUUCUUUACAACGAAUGUCCGUGAUUGUACGUGUAUUAGGAUCGGAUGAUUUUAAAGCUUACACGAAAGGCUCUCCCGAAAUGAUAAUCAAUUUAAGCAAAACGGAAACCGUACCCAACGAUAUUUCUCUUGUUUUGGAGCGAUACACAAGACAGGGAUACCGUGUAAUAGCUGUGGGUUGUCGAACGAUCUCUGAAAAUAGCGCAGAGAUAUCGAAAUUAUCUCGAGAAGCGGUUGAGCGAGAGUUGGAGUUUUUGGGACUAGUUGUUCUGGAAAACCGAUUAAAACAACCGACAGCAUCAGUGAUUACGGAAUUAAAAGAAGCCAACAUACGCAUAGUGAUGAUUACAGGAGAUAAUAUCCAAACUGCAAUAAGUGUCGCGAAAGAGUGUGGAAUACUUUCGAUGGAGGAAGUGGUUGUAGAUGUAACUUCGAUGGGAGAAGAGAAGGAUCGCCCAAAGAUAUUUUUCAAUCUCAAUCUUCAGUCUCAAUCUUCAAGAUUGAAUUCGCGAGAUCAAGUGUUCGCAACGCCAACGAUCCAAGAUGUAGAACACGGUAUGGUUAAUUGUAAUUAUAGAUUUGCCUUAACGGGCCAAACAUGGCAAGUGCUGCGGGAACAUUAUCCCGAUCUUGUAGAUCGUAUUUGCGUGCGCGGUACAAUAUUUGCUAGAAUGAAUAGCGAUCAGAAGCAGCAAUUGAUUAUGGAGCUUAUGCGACUCGGUUAUUACGUAGUCAUGUGCGGAGAUGGUGCUAAUGAUUGUGGAGCAUUAAGGACCGCGCAUGUUGGUAUAUCGCUCUCCGAAGCAGAAUCCAGCGUGGCUAGUCCUUUUACUUCAAAAGUAUCCGAUAUAAGCUGUGUCCCAAAAGUCAUACGAGAAGGGCGCGCCGCCUUGGUCACGUCGUUUGGAAUUUUUAAAUUUAUGAUAGCAUAUUCCCUUACCGAAUUUCUAUCCGUUAUAAUACUAUACUCCAUAGACUCAAAUUUAACAGAUUUCCAAUUUCUAUUUAUUGAUAUUUGUUUAAUCGUUAAUUUUGCCUUCUUUUUCGGCAAAACUCAUGCAUAUAAAAAGAAGUUAUCCAAAAUAACGCCGAUGACAAGCCUGAUAGGCUUUACACCCCUUUUAUCUCUAACGCUACACAUAUUCAUCAUUAUGGUUUUUCAAGUGAUAGCAUAUUAUGCUGUUCGACAGUUUCCGUGGUUUACACCGUUUGUACCUCAUAGCGAUAAUCCAUACGGGUGUUACGAAAACUAUUCAGUCUACUGCGUUUCUAUGUUUCAAUACAUCACGAUAGCAAUUAUAUUUUCACGCGGAAAACCAUAUAGACGCCCGAUCUACACGAACAGUGCAUUUAUAUCUUCUAUAUGUUUAUUAACGCUCAUAUGCGUGUAUAUUACGGUUUAUCCGGCACAAUGGAUAGAGGGUGCGUUACAAUUAAUGUUACCACCCAUUUACGACUGGAGAUUCAUCAUCUUAGUGCUCGCUGUAGCCAAUUUUCUCAUUUGUUAUUUCGUCGAAAGCAUUAUAAUAGAGCGCAUAAUCGAGAAUACUUUAAAGAGAAGAAUGCACAAGCCGAACAAAUCGAAAAAACGAUAUUUAAAAAUAGAAUAUGAAUUGAAGAAUUGUGAAAAUUGGCCUAAAUUCGGAGAACAGCUUCCAAUAUCAUCUAUUUUACGAAAGGAAAAUGAACAAAAUAUCACGAAUAUUACACGCAACAAUCAUUGUCCGAUCAAUAUUAAGAAUAAUCGAAUGGCGAAUGAAUUUAGCAACUCGAUCCAGUUACCACGUAAAGAGAUCAGCGAGAAAAACGGUGUUGAAAAUCUUGGUUUUGAACAUGAUCAAGUAUCAUAUAUAUAAGAUGUUUAUUUUCGAGUAUAGGUACUUUUUAAUCUAACCAUCAAACUCACAGUAUUAACGUAAUAUAAUGUAUAUAUACAUGCAGAUAUAUGAUAUUGGAGCAUUGCAUACUCUUUAUAUAUUCGCAUAAAUGAACGCAUUGCGAAAUAUAUAUUUUAUAUAUAUUUGUUAAAAUGAAAUAAAUAUAAAUAAAAAAGGGAAAAAUUUUUUCAACGGUAGUUUAGAUGUUAUCGCGUCUAUGAAUGUCUUUUUUAAAACAAAGAUACAUAUGAAGUUUUUUUCCAAAAGCUCAAGCUAUCUUCUUCGAAUAUCAUAUGGUGCGAUACACACACAUAUGUAUGUAUGUAUGUGUAUUGACAUGGUUUUAUAUGUACUCUUGUUUUAAAAGACGUUCAUAGAUCACAUUUAAACUACUAUUAAAAAUAUUUUUCUUCUUUUUACUUAUAUU
This is a messenger RNA of Camponotus floridanus (Florida carpenter ant), 4998 nucleotides long. Its product is annotated as probable cation-transporting ATPase 13A3. The record is from RefSeq and is a predicted model, not a curated record. The transcript is spliced from 19 exons. Gene Ontology annotation, cellular component: membrane. Gene Ontology annotation, biological process: polyamine transmembrane transport; intracellular calcium ion homeostasis. Gene Ontology annotation, molecular function: P-type transmembrane transporter activity; polyamine transmembrane transporter activity; ATP hydrolysis activity. The coding region runs from base 846 to 4550 and encodes 1234 amino acids. NCBI's taxonomy places the organism in Eukaryota, Metazoa, Arthropoda, Insecta, Hymenoptera, Formicidae.